GUUUGGAAUAUUUUGCCGUCUCAGUGUAUAAAAGUGUUUUAGGUGUGCAAGUGAACUGAAAUUUACUUUUGUGUUGGAAUUAAAAAUUACAGCGACGAUGAAAAAUGGUGAUCUUCUGCCAACCGAGAUACCCAGCAAUGACCACUGGUGGAAAAAGACCAAGACAUUUUACAAGAAAAUUAUAUGGUGCGUUUUGUGCGUGCUAUGUGCAACAGUGAUAAUUGUCGGUGCAUACUAUGUCAUUUGGAAAGAUCAUUUCUCGCUGUGCGAAAAUUCGAAGUGCGAAAAAAUAUCGGCCGAAAUUAUCGGUUACAUAGACGAAACAAUUCGACCAUGCGAUGACUUUUACCAAUUCGCUUGUGGUGGGUUUCUCAGGAAAGCAGCAACCGAAGAUGUAAGAUCGCUGAAAUCGAUCAAACAGAAUAUGGAGGAAAAAAUACUAAUGGAUAUACGGGAUAUGUUGGAGGAACCAAUAAACGGAGACGAUUUACAGUCUUUCAAUUUGGCUAAAAAAUUUUACAAAGGGUGCACGAAAAGCGGGGCGACGAACGAAGAGGGCCUUCGAAAAAUGGAACUAAUUUUUAAAGAAAUGGGUGGGUGGCCCGCGAUGGAGGGCGACGGCUGGAAUACCAACUGGUUUGGUUGGAUCGCGGCCGUCAGGAAUCUAAGGAACUACGGAGCGAAUUUUAACUUCUUUUUCGACGUCAACGUUGACGUGGACAAACGUAAUUUCGAUAAGUAUAUCCUAGUGAUAAAAGAUAAAUUCCUCGGUUCUUCGUCAAUCAGCCCCAAUAACAAAAACGAUUAUCUAAAAUACAUGGUAGACGUGGCUUCACAGUUUUACAUCAAGUCCAACAACCUCACCAAGGAAAUGGACGACACUCUUAAUUUUAUUUUGAAAUUGGCACGGAUAGCAGAGGAAUCAAGAGGAUACAAUGACACUAAUUCGUACAGCCUUUUCACAAUAUCCGAACUACAGUACGCCAACCCUAGCAUCCCCUGGUUCAAUUUUAUACAGGGCGUAUUGGGAGAAGCCGCUUCGCUUAAUUAUAACGAUCUCGUGGCAGUGUCCAAUCCAUCGUACUUGAGGAAGUUAGAAGGACUAUUACUAAAAACCAAUAACAGAACGUUAGCCAACUUUAUAGCUUGGCAAUCUCUUCACCAUCUGAUCAACUAUCUGCCUUCCGCGAUUCUAAACAAGGCAUACGAUUACAUGGACAAAGUAAAUGGCGUAUUCGACAGACCCGAAAGAUGGCAUGUUUGUGUGCAAGUAACAAGACAAAAGCUUAGCCCACAGAUAAACUUAGGCUAUAUCGAACGAUACUUUGACGACCGCACGCAAAGUCACGUGACGGACCUCAUCAGAAAUAUCAAAUAUCAGUUCAGAAAGAAUAUCUUGGAGAGGAAUUGGCUCGAUAACGAAACGAAGGAGAGACUGCUAUUAACGUUGUUAUCCAGUGCCGAGAAGAUAUUUUCGGUUUAUGAUUUGGAACAAAUAUUUAUGGAAGACAACGCCUAUCGUGACGUCGAAAUAAACGAAAACCAAUUGCUGCAAGCCGCUUUGGAUUUGGACACAGUUUACUGGAACCUACACUACGAUUUGCUGAAUAAAGCGUACAUCGUGGACGACUGGGUUCGAAAACCCGAAUUCAUCACCGGAUUCAACGUCGAGUAUUCACCACCAGAGAAUAUUUUAAGGUUUCCACUCGGACUUUUUAGAAGCAUUUUCUACGACCGGGACAGGCCAGAGUACAUGAAUUACGGCCUGCUGGGCUCAGUAUUGGCACAUCAAAUAUCGCACAUCUUCGUCGACGCGGAAGACGGUAACGCGGAUCAGAGAAAAUUAAUAAAUUGGUGGACCGCAAGUAGUAUACAGAAGUAUUCUGAUAAGCUGGAGUGCCUGUCCGGUCAAUAUCGAAACCUUUAUUUAGACGAAUUGGAAUCCAAUCAGCUUAACACGUUUAAAACGAGGCACGAAGAUAUCGCGGACUUGGCAGGCGCGAAGAUAGCUUACGACGCGUACAGGAAUUUAAACGUUCAAGACCCCGUGCUUCCGAAUCUGAAAUAUACCCCCGCCCAACUGUUUUGGAUAUCUUCCGCCCUGCAAUAUUGCAGCAAAUAUCCCUUGGGCUACUUUAGGAAAAAAUUCUCGGGAAACGAUUACAAGCACUCGCCGAAUCAGUUCAGGGUUAACGGACCGCUUCGAAAUGUAGUACAGUUUUCGGUGGAUUUUGGAUGUGGAACUACGUCGUUUAUGAAUCCGACGGAAAGGUGUUUUAUAUGGUGAUACUCAUAAAUAAAUAAAAAUAAUUUAAAUUUAACGAGAAAUAAAGUAAUCUUGCUUAACUUUUUUUGUGGAUGUAAUACAUUUCAAAUGAGUGGUUCUUGACCUUGACAUUGUUUAAACUUUACUAAAAUAUGAAUUCGACUGUACUUUACUCCAGAAUAGUAUGG
Cylas formicarius (sweet potato weevil) is the source of this 2454-nucleotide messenger RNA. Its product is annotated as neprilysin-2-like. Gene Ontology annotation, cellular component: plasma membrane. The record is from RefSeq and is a predicted model, not a curated record. Gene Ontology annotation, biological process: protein processing. NCBI's taxonomy places the organism in Eukaryota, Metazoa, Arthropoda, Insecta, Coleoptera, Brentidae. Gene Ontology annotation, molecular function: metalloendopeptidase activity. The transcript has 12 exons. Bases 98 to 2287 code for a protein of 729 amino acids.